Molecule: messenger RNA, 2030 nt
Organism: Gossypium arboreum
Lineage: Eukaryota; Viridiplantae; Streptophyta; Magnoliopsida; Malvales; Malvaceae
Exons: 2
Coding region: 542-1366 (274 amino acids)
Source: RefSeq, a predicted model, not a curated record
CCUAGAAGAUGUUAAACCUACUUGACUUUGUUUAUUUCACAUUAACCGAUGAGACGUGAUUAGGUUAAUUAGGCUGCCUUAAUCAAAGAUGGUCCCAUCCAAAUAAUCCUGUCUGCCAUUCUACUAUAGCAGCAAAAACAGCUGGUUCAAAACAUCCAACAAUUUUCAUCAACAUACACUUUACAUGGAGAUUUCAUCUUUGGGUUCUAAUUUUGUGAAUUUUAAUCUUUUUACUUCUUUAGAUUCAUUUUUUAACUAGCUAGGAUAUUGCAAAAAGGGUGUUUAAAGGAAAAGCACUGGACAAAAGAUGACUGAAAAACGAAAAUGGAGGUCCAUGUGAAAAGAAAUUAAAAAUAAAAGGUGAAAGAAAAAGGGCCAUUUCUUCCCAUUGUAAUCACGAGCAUGUCAUAAUUAACCAAAAGGAGACUUAAGCAGGUUCUUUGUUUUUAAACCUUCUUAUCUCCUCUGAUCAUCAAAAGACACCAUCUCCCAUUAAUUUGAUUCACAUCAUCUGAAAGGGACAAACAAAGCAAAAGCAACAAUGGAAGAGAUCCUGCAAAUAUUCAAGAAACUCAAGCUUCAAUAUUUGCUCCUUUCCCACAUGCUCCUUUUUACCACCACCACAGCCCUAAAAACAGCUCCCACACUCCACUGUGGUAACCUUCAGCUUCAAACACCUUUCUUGGCUCAAAAUUCCACCACCUUCUCCCCAUUAAAUCUCAUGACCAGAUGCAAAUCUCAGAAGCUAUAUUUUAGGACCUCUCUGGGUCUUUUCCCCAUCUCUUCCGUUGAUUACACAAGUAAAACACUAACAGUGUCUCACACUACUUGUUCUUCUUCAGAGCAUUUUGUAUCCCCAGCACUCCUUUCAGCUGGUUUCCCUUCUCCUCCUCAGCCCAAUUCACUCCUCCUCUUCAACUGCUCACACAAAACCCACCCCACCGCAGCGUCUUUUAUCCACAACUGCACUCGCUUCCACAUGUGUGGAGAGGCUGCUUCUGAAGUUCAACUGCCCUUUUCAUGUCUAGUUGUUAAAGAUAUUGAAAAGCUUGACCCUGGAUUUCAUCCUAAAGAUUUGAGUUGCUCAGGUUACAGGAGGGUUUAUAGAAGGUCUUUAAGUGAGGAAGACUAUGAAGGAGUUGAUUUGGGGACAAGGAUUUCAUUCGACAUUCCUGACCAUGUACCUGAUAUGUGUAAUGAAUGUAAGAAGCCUAAUGGCAAUUGUGGUGUUGGGUUGAAGUGCAUUUGUCAUGCUAAAGAUUGCAAAGACAAGGUCCUUUCAGCUGCCACAUCACUCGACACCGGUAUAAAUUUCCUAUUUCCCUUACUUUCCAUCAUUGUUCAGAUGAAUUUCCGGAUGAUUUGAGCAGUUCCAGAACAUGAAAUGCGGAGAACAAACACGUAUCUUUUUGCUCUUCUUCCUCUUGUUUUAUAUGUAUUCUUAUUUUUCUACAGAACGGGUCUUAUGUUUCUUGUCAUCUCUCAAUGCACAUAUACAUAAAGCUAGUUUGGGCGCCCUUUAUGAAAUGAUCUUGAUGGAAGCAAACCUUAUACCUUUAUAAGUACAUGGUUAUGUAGUGAGAACCACAUGCUUCAUCAAUUGGCCAAAGUAGUUAGCAUUUAAUCUCUCGUGGUUUUAUGUAACAUAAGCUAUGUAGCUCAAAAAAUGCAGGACAAGGUUUUGCAUUCAUUGCUCUACGUCCAAAAAGUUCAGUAAAAAGAUGUGAAGAUGAUAUGAUGUUAAUCAAUCAUGGAGAAACCAUCCAUUGUUGUUUUACUUGGUUGACUUGAAUAGGAUAGCUUUCAUCCAAAAUUUGUCAACAAAUUAAAUCUUCUUUUGAAUGAAGAUGAUUGAUUGUCAUCAUAAUUCAAAAUGCACACUUUACAACUUAGUUCUGGACAUUUCCUCUUAGCUGGAAGUAAAUGUAUCUGUCCUGAAACCAACUUUGUGAUUGCUUUUGUGAGUAGUGAUUUUAAGGUUUGAACUUUAAGGUGAUUAUGAACAAUUAAAUAGCUAGCUUGUACAACAA